AUGGCUCUCCACCGCAAACAGCGCGGUAUCACACACGCAGCUCCACAAUACGUGCGGAUUCCCGCUUCCAGGUCCAGCACGUGGGCGAUGAACUACUCGAUGCAAGAGACUCGCACGAGUGCUAGGCGGGUCCACGCCAAGCGUUACGCGGAAGGAGACCGGUCGCGCAAAAUUAGUUCGCUGCAACUGCGCGCGUGCUUCGUGCUGUGUGUGUUGCUGUAUUUUGGAGCUAUCUACUUUGCGGAUGACAUUGCGAGCAUUGGUCGCGUAGUGGGCUCGAAGCAGAACGGUCAGAACUUUUUUGUCCACUCGCUGAGGCCUCGUGGGAGAAAGAGCGUACGGGUUGGUAGAGCAGUUGACGCGAAUAAAGUGGGCGAGAAGAAAGUGCCAGUCCGGGAUGAAGAAGGCUCAGGAAAGGACGAAAUAGAACAACAGCAGAAGAAUGUGGUGCUGCGCGAUGUGAAACCGGAAGUUCGUAAAGUCGAGAAGACGUUGUCGGCGGCUAAAAAUGAGACUGACAAGACUGCGAAGGAGCGAGUGGCGGAGCAACACCAGAAGUUUCAACAUGAGACUGGGGUAUUAGAACAGGGUGGCGAAAGGCAAACGAGUGCUAUGCCAGAAGUUGAUGCUCGCCGCAAAAAACAGGAUGCGGACGCGAUCGGUCAAGUUGGUACGAAAGCGCCCCUCGAAUUUGUCAAAGACCUCCCGUCUGCUAAGCCAAAAACGAAAAUACGUGGUUCUGUGAAGGUGGGGUCCCACAAAGACGAAGUUACGCCGCGAAAGGAAGAGAGCGUGAACACUAUUUCACCCGCGACGGAGCAUUUGACUCAAGACCAACCUUUGUCACCACGUGCUGUGCUCUCGAAUUUGAGUGAGAUCAUGAGCGUGGAAGCAAUGUCUCGUGUGGGUGUCACCCGUGUGAAGGAGCAGCAGAUCCACGGCAGCGCUCAUGAUGAGCCAGUGCAUCUAAUUGGGCGGGAAGAAUCAGAGCGGGAUGUCUAG
Hyaloperonospora brassicae is the source of this 1002-nucleotide messenger RNA. Lineage: Eukaryota; Oomycota; Peronosporomycetes; Peronosporales; Peronosporaceae. The record is from the annotation of a GenBank genome assembly.